AAACUUAAUACUAUUAUUAUUAAAAACUAUUUUUUUUUUUUUUUAAUUAAAAAAAUUUUAAAUUACUUAUUAGGCGUAUAUUAUUAUACUACUUUUAACUUGCAAAACGCAUACUACUGCCUAAAAAUUGCAGUAACCUAUAUUAAUAAAAUAUUUAAUAAGUACUUAAACUAUAUUUGCGUAGUUUAUUUAAAUAAUAUUUUUAUUUAUAUUUAUAGUGCUAAUAUUGCAGUUUACUAG
Molecule: messenger RNA, 240 nt
Organism: Cucurbitaria berberidis CBS 394.84
Lineage: Eukaryota; Fungi; Ascomycota; Dothideomycetes; Pleosporales; Cucurbitariaceae
Exons: 2
Source: RefSeq, a predicted model, not a curated record